Molecule: messenger RNA, 4537 nt
Organism: Engraulis encrasicolus (European anchovy)
Lineage: Eukaryota; Metazoa; Chordata; Actinopteri; Clupeiformes; Engraulidae
Gene: kcnq5a
Product: potassium voltage-gated channel, KQT-like subfamily, member 5a
Exons: 16
Coding region: 1155-4478 (1107 amino acids)
Biological process (GO): potassium ion transmembrane transport
Cellular component (GO): voltage-gated potassium channel complex; membrane
Molecular function (GO): voltage-gated potassium channel activity
Source: RefSeq, a predicted model, not a curated record
GAGAGAGAGACUUGCUCAGUUACAGUUAACAGUUGCACUGCGAAAUAGCGAUGUACUUAUUUCAGCCAAAGAGAAGCCUCAAAAUAAAAGGAACAACCCACGAGUUCUUUUGAAUAUCGUGUUAUCGCUUUCUUUUAAAAUAUUCUCAUGACUAUCCUCAUGAUUGGUGUUCUGCGUCUCGAGUGAGUACAAAAAUGGACAGACAUUUGCUAUAACCCAUGAAACCGUUGUGCAUUUAAAUGUGUAAUUGCCGGGGACAUCUGUUAUUCCAAUUGGCAAAAGCAGUACGUUAAGCCGUGUCAUAGCAGCAGGAUUUAGGCUACUGUAGUCUAUAUCACAACGGGUUCAUCGAGGUGAAAUAGUAAUAACAUUUCUACUUAACUCAUCCAUGAGAAUGGGCACUGUCGCGAACUAAACCUGUGGAGUGACAUGCGAUUUCUACGUGUCGGUAUGUCCGUGUGCAAAGACCUCUCUUCGCACAGUCAUGGUGGCGUUGUACCAGGAGAACACCGACGGACAAACACGGAAUAUUGCCCAAACCAUCUCGUCUAGACCUGUUUCGGUGGUGAAGGCGGAACGCCUAGAAGGCAGAGACUUUAUAAUCGCCGAUUACGCACGACGGAGAGCCGGUACGGUAGCCUGCAACUGUUGCCAACCGUGUGGGAUGUCAAAAUAAAGAGUGACACCUUUUCUGGAGUUUGUAGCAGUACCAGUAGACGCUUGCUCUGACACAUAACAGAUAAAAGACAACAGAGAAAGUGAGUGUAAGAGGGCGGGAAAAGAAGAGACCUACGUUAAUGUGGGGUGAUGCCCUCCCCUUGCCAAAUUUCUACCCUGGUGACACUCCUUCAUAACCCCAAUUUCUCAGCUCCUUCAUCAGAAUCGAACAGAUGAUCUUUCCCAAUUCUAUUCGCCGAAUAGCAAUAUUCUGAGGAAUCGUCCGUUUGGAACAGCGCAUGUGUAGAACACAUGGCGAAUAGUAAAAUAUAGCAAAGUAUCAAAUCUAAUUUGAAACAGCCCCAAUACAUCUAAUUUGUUUCGGUGGAACCCAGGACUUUAUCUUUUCCCAUCCGCGCACCUUGCAUAUAGGCUACACCUUGUAUGUGCGUGGCUCUGGGACCCAGAGCGCAUUUCCAGCCGCCGCUGGUGAUGCCAUGCCCCGCAAUCACAGCGGAGAUGAGGGCGGUGGCACAGGGCUCUGGAUGAAGGCAUCAUCUCCGGGCCGCCGAGCUCAGGAGUAUGGACUGAAAGAUGUGGAGACUGGUCAAAGUACGAUGAACAACGCAGUGAGGACGGGCGACGGUCUGCUUUCGGCGGGAGGUGGUGGUGGAUCCUCGCCGGGGACGACAGGUGCAGGAGGCGCGGAGUGCCUGCGGAGGAAGCAGGGAGCCCGCCUGAGUCUUCUCGGAAAGCCGCUGACAUACAGCGCACAAAGUGGCCGUCGGAACGCUAGCUAUCGCAAGCUCCAGAACUACCUCUACAAUGUCCUGGAGAGACCAAGAGCCUGGGCCUUCAUCUACCACGCUUUUGUCUUCAUCCUGGUCUUCGGCUGCUUGGUUCUCUCUGUCUUGUCCACCAUCCCCAUGUACCAGGACCUGUCCUCACACUGCCUCCUCAUACUGGAGUUUGUGAUGAUCGUGGUGUUCGGUCUGGAGUACAUCAUCCGCGUGUGGGCGGCCGGCUGCUGCUGUCGCUACAGAGGAUGGCAGGGGCGACUGCGCUUCGCCAGGAAGCCAUUUUGUGUCAUAGAUAUCAUUGUCCUCAUUGCAUCCAUUGCUGUAGUUUCCGCCGGUAGCCAAGGCAACAUCUUUGCGACAUCAGCGCUCCGAAGCCUGCGAUUCCUGCAGAUCCUGCGCAUGGUGCGCAUGGACAGACGUGGAGGCACCUGGAAGCUGCUAGGAUCUGUAGUUUACGCACACAGCAAGGAGCUGGUUACGGCCUGGUACAUCGGCUUCCUGGUCCUCAUCUUCUCCUCCUUCCUGGUCUACCUGGUGGAGAAGGAGUUCAACAAGCAGUUCGCCACCUACGCAGACGCACUCUGGUGGGGCACGAUCACCUUAACUACAAUCGGCUAUGGAGACAAGACGCCGCAGACGUGGACAGGACGUCUACUCUCAGCUGGCUUCGCUUUGCUUGGAAUCUCUUUUUUCGCCCUCCCUGCCGGCAUCUUGGGUUCCGGGUUUGCUCUGAAGGUCCAGGAGCAGCACAGACAGAAGCACUUUGAGAAGAGGAGAAACCCAGCGGCCUGCCUCAUACAGUGUGUUUGGCGUAGCUAUGCGGCUGAUGAGAACUCGGUUUCCAUUGCUACCUGGAAGCCUCAUUUGAAGGCUCUGCAUACCUGCAGCCCUGUAAAGAAAGACACGGGAGAGACGACGACCAGCCAGAAGCUGAGCUUCAAGGAGCGUGUCCGCAUGGCCAGCCCGCGGGGCCAGAGCAUCAAGAGCCGGCAGAGUGGGGGCGUGACGGACCGGCGCUCGCCCAGCACCGACCCCAUGGGCGCCGAGGGCCCCGCCACCAGCCCCGCCAAGGUGCAGAAGAGCUGGAGCUUCAACGACCGCACACGCUUCCGACCCUCGCUGCGGCUCAAGAGCCAGUCACGCACCGUGCCCGAAGCGGACAGCAACAUGGGAGGAGAGGAGUGUGUGGAUGAUCGGGGGUGCCACUGUGACGUGACAGUGGAGGACCUGUCAGCCCCUCUCAAGUGUGUCAUCAGAGCAGUCAGAAUCAUGAAGUUCCACGUGGCCAAGAAGAAGUUCAAGGAGACUCUGAGGCCGUACGAUGUGAAGGACGUCAUCGAGCAGUACUCCGCCGGACACCUGGACAUGCUCUGUCGAAUCAAGAGCCUGCAGACCAGGCUGGACACUAUUGUGGGCCCUCCCCAGGCCCUGAGCAGCAAAGCCAAGACCUUUUCCUCCCCCUCCCUGCACUUGUAUUACAGCCAGGCCCGGAGGAAGCACUCUGCCCCAGGGCUCCACUCAGGCCUGGGCCCGCAUCAGUCCAUGGGGGCCAAAAGCAGGAACCUUUCCUCCCCCGCCUUGCACUUGUAUUACAGCCAGGCCCAGAGGAGGAAGCAGUCAGCUGUUGGGGUUGACCAGAUUCUGGGCAAAGGGCAGAUUCCUGUAGACAGGAAGAUGAGGGACAAAGUCCACCCUGAGGGGGACACACUGGAGGACAUGAGCAUGCUGGGCCGUGUGUGCAAGGUGGAGAGACAGGUGCAGUCCAUUGAGUCCAAGCUGGACUCCCUGCUGGACAUCUACAGGCAGGCGUUGCAGAAGGGCUCCUCCUCCUCGGGCCUGACGCUGGCCUCCCUGCCCCUGUUUGAGUUCGAGGCCACCUCCGACUACCCCAGCUCCAUCCAGAGCUCCGAGCACGGCGGCGGCGGACUCCCGCACCACCACCCGCUCCACCACCACCACCACCACACGGGCCGCGGCGUCCUCCGCUCGCACAGCGCCAACCUGCCCCACGGGCUGCAGCUCAUCCUGGCGCCUAGCGAACUGAGCCUGGGCACUGGAGGUGGCGGCCCGCCGGGCUACCCCACCUCGGCCUCCUCGCUCAGCCCCUCGCCCCUCUUCCCCGGCCACUCGCCCUCCUCGCCGGAUAGCAACUUCUACCCUUGCUCGCCUCCGCCGGUCCUCACUCCCACCGGCCACCUGGGCCCCAACAGGCCUUCACACUCACACUUCCCCGAGCUGAACAAGCCCUCCCCCACGACGCCCGGCUGUCCGCCCGCGGCCGCCACGUCCCCGACAACAACAACCCUCCAGCUGCCCACCGUGGUGGCCACGGCACUGGGGAGGCCGUCGGUGGGCAUGAUCCCUGAACUGGUGCCCGAGAGCGGGGUGGUUCAGGAGGGCGGCAACACCCCCACCUCCAGCUCCGCUUGCCUGGUCCUGACACCCAACGAGGAGGCCGACAGAGCAGAUGGUGCUGGCAGCGGUAGCCAGAGUAGUGCCGGGGAGCUCCCGGGUAGCGGCGUGAGGCUCCGGAGCCGCUCCCCACGACGAAGCCCCAAAGAAGACGGCUCCUGGAGGAGACACCUGAGCCUGGACGUGGACCCUCUGCUGCUCCUGCAACCCACCGCGGCCGGCGACGCCACCUCCUCCUCCUCCGCCACCUCCUCCGCCGCCACCUCCUCCGCCACAGACCACCGCAACCUGGGCAAGUCCCUGUCAGUGCAGAACCUCAUGCUGCCCUCCAGCACGGACAGCAACCCGACCGGCACUCCCCACACCGGCACACACAGUGGCGCCACCUGCAGCGUUGGAGGUGGAAGUGCAAGUGGAGGCAGUGGGAGCGGCAACAAUAGCCACCACGAGCCCCAUGUUUCAGGCCCAGGAGGAGAGGCGGCGCCUAAAUGGGGGGAGACGGAGCUGUUCAUCGGGGACAGCAGCGAACUGAGCACACCCACCACCGGGGGGACUUUUGACUUUCUUUCUCAGCAGAAUACGGACCUCAGCUUUGUGUCUGAGCACUGAAGCACGUGGGGCGGGGGGUUACCCGGAUGUCCAAAGGGGACUCAGUGGCCUUGUUUACA